AUCUCUUGUUUAUUACAGAGACAUGGCUUACGGACAAUAUCCUCGUAUUUUUUAUUCCGCCAAGAUCGAAAGGAGCGUCGAGGUGGUGGAGUAUGUUGUCUGGUUAGGGGCAACCUGUGUGUUCAUCGUGUUGAACAAGUCAACCCAAUCAAAGCCGACGUUCUCUGCCUGGAAAUUUUCAGUCCUCCUAAGGCCACUCAUUUCCGGUUCACCGUAGUGUAUCGUCCCCCGAACUCUACAAGGCGUGAAGACGAUGGUCUUGUUGAUGUUCUUCGUGAGAUGGUUUCCGCUCAGGUCAACUCUAUAAUUGUGGGCGAUUUAAAUCUACAGGUUGACUGGAAAAACCUACGGGCAGAUAACGCUUCCUCAGCUGCCUUUCUGGAUUUCUUCCAAGAAAGUGGUCUCGAACAACACGUCCUCCAACCAACGCAUGGCAGCAACACCCUUGACUUGGUAUUGUCCACUUCGCACAGCAUACAAAACGUGUCACUUCUUCCUCCUCUUGCAAAUUCCGACCAUGCCUCCGUUCGCUUCGAGUUACUGGAGGGGUUCAGUGAUGCUGCACUCCUCCCUACUCCUGAUUUUCUAAAAGUGAACUAUGACCGCCUAAAUGAGUAUCUUUCGAAUGUUGAUUGGCUUGGUCUAUUCAACAACUACGUUUCCAUGGACGACAUUUAUCGGAGAUUCUGCAAGACCGUCUACAAGGCGUUGACCUUAUUCGUUCCACUGAAGUUUCCUCAGCGUCGCCCUAUCAAGUAUCCAUUGCACAUCAGGAAUUUGUUGGCUCAGAAAGAACGCUUAUUUCGGAUCCUGGAUAAUCCCAUGAGUUGCCCGCUAUACAGGAAAGUUUGUAGGGAUGUGGAUUACCACUUAAAGAAGUUCGUAUCCAACCUUGAACGCCAUCUCGGCAACCAAGCUUCCUUAAAGCGUUUGCAUCAGUACGUUCGCCACACUGAAGGACCUAUGCUCAAGCACUUAGGUAAAUAUUUCGCCAGUGUUUUCUCAGCUCCAGUUUCUUCUACAGGAGUCCUGGAGUACGGUGCGGCUAGUUCUCAAAGCGGGGACUUUGAUAUUUAUUUCCACCCCAGAGAUGUCUAUGCAGUUCUGAAAAAACUUAAGCCUUCCCUCAGUGAGCCUUUUGAU
This is a messenger RNA of Cooperia oncophora, 1143 nucleotides long. Lineage: Eukaryota; Metazoa; Nematoda; Chromadorea; Rhabditida; Trichostrongylidae. The record is from the annotation of a GenBank genome assembly.